Molecule: messenger RNA, 3547 nt
Organism: Neoarius graeffei (lesser salmon catfish)
Lineage: Eukaryota; Metazoa; Chordata; Actinopteri; Siluriformes; Ariidae
Gene: ccn1l1
Product: cellular communication network factor 1, like 1
Exons: 5
Coding region: 256-1401 (381 amino acids)
Biological process (GO): signal transduction
Cellular component (GO): extracellular region
Molecular function (GO): protein binding
Source: RefSeq, a predicted model, not a curated record
CUCUGCUGCUGGCAUUUCACACACUCAUACUCAACCACACACACACACGCACGCACAUACACAGAGCAGUCAGACGUUGGAUUGUAGGAAAAACAGCAAACAAACAGAAUUGAACUGAAGAAGACAAAGCUGAUGGAGAACUGAGGGACAAGUUGAAUUUUCUUGUUUGAUAUUUGAUCUAAUCCUCCAUUUCUUUGGGCUCUGAGCAGUGUAACUCCAACGCUCUUACACAAAGCUUCAGUGUUGCCUUUGAAGAUGAUUUUAAGGCGAUCAUACGUUCUCACACUGGUGCUUGUGUCCUGGUGUGCUGUAAAGAUCCAGGGCGAGUGUCCACGUAAGUGCUCAUGCCCCUCAUCUCCACCUUCAUGCCUGCCUGGUAUCAGUGCUGUGCUGGACUCCUGUGGCUGCUGCAGGGUGUGUGCCAGGCAGUUUAAUCAGGACUGCAGUGCCACUGAGCCCUGUGACCACAUCAAGGGGCUGCGCUGCCAUCUAGGGGCCAAAGGAGACCCAGAGAGAGGCUUGUGCCGAGCCGAGGCUCAAGGUCGGCCGUGUGAACUGGAUGGCCGAGUCUACCAGCACGGUGAAGACUUCCAGCCUAGUUGUGAGCACCGUUGCACCUGCAUGGAUGGUGUGGUGGGCUGUAUGCCUCUCUGCCCUCACCAUGUGUCCCUCCCUGACUGGCGCUGUGCCCGGUCUCGCCUCACCAAGUUACCUGGACGCUGCUGUCAAGAGUGGGUGUGUGAUGAUGACAACCACAUUGCUGAAGAUGACACAAUGCUCGAAAGCACGCCUCAUGAAUAUGAAAAACAUAAUGACAUCACCAGUAAUGAACUGUUAGUAAUGGCACCGACACCAUGGGACAGCAGUGCAGGAGCACCAUAUCAUGAGUGGAUUUCCUCCACACAAUCCCACGUGCCCGUCUCACCGACAUGCUUCCUGCAAACCACUGAUUGGUCACCUUGCUCAGCAACCUGUGGAAUGGGCGUGUCCAGUAGGGUAACCAAUAGUAAUGCAGAAUGCCGGCUCAUCAAGGAGACGCGUCUGUGUCAGAUCCGAGAGUGUGGCAGUAGUCUACUGGCAUCAUUACCACUCAAGAAAGGGAAGAAGUGUCAGAGAACCGUAAGACCACGCGAGCCAGUUCCCCUGACAUUUGCUGGAUGCACCACUGUGAGCCACCACCGGUUGCGUUCGUGCGGCUCAUGUGUCGAUGGCCGCUGUUGUGAGCCCACUCUCACCCGCACGGUGCGCAUGCACUUCCACUGCCCACAAGGGCAAGAAUUCACCCGCAACAUCAUGUGGAUCAUUCAGUGCAGCUGCACUCAGAGCUGUAGCACCCAAUCAUCCACACAGCACCCAAAAUCCAUUAGCCUGCCCAAUGAUAUACACACAUUCAAAUACUAGACCCGCCCACACACACACACACACACACACACACACACACACACACACACACACACACACACACACACACACACACACACACAGCAUGUUUCCAUCUAUUCCAUAAAGCAAAACAGGCUGCAUUUUCAUCAAAAGACCAAAACUUUUAAAAACUACAGGAAUUAUGCAUAAGAUAAUAAUAAUAAUAAUAAUAAUAAUAAUAAUAAUAAUAAUACACAAAUUAUUAAUUCUACAAAUGUAUAAUGUUUCAGCUAAUGAUAAUGUAUUCAGCAAACUUUCUAUUUCAUAUUAGGUUUGUACAGCUGGUGCAUUUUCGUCAUGCUAUUGAUAAUUUUUGAUAACUACUGGUCAUAGACAAUCAAUUUUAUUGAUCAUAGACUAUUGUUUGUGGCAGCACGGUGGUGUAGUGGUUAGCACUGUCACCUCACAGCAAGAAGGUUCUGGGUUUGAACCCAGUGGUUGAUGGUUAACUGGCUACUCUAAAUUGCCCAUAGGUGUGAAUGUGCAAGUGCACAGAAAGGAACCGGCCACCCUACUGCUGCAAUUCUGGCCAAGCCAACUAAACAUGGUUCGCCUCAAGCCCGGAUCGGGUUUGGCAGUGACGAUGAGACUAUUGUUCAUAGACAAUCAAUGUAUAGAUAUUUUCCAUUGACAUCAAGUUUUGUCUUGAGAAACAGUUUUGGUGUUCCAUUUACACAGCUGUAUUCCAUUUACCUCAGAAGUCACAAGUCGGAGCUGGGAAUAGCAACACAUUCGAGUUGACACAACUAGCCAGGAAAACAAUUCCAAGAAUUAGCAUAGAUGACUUGCAACCACGUGAUCAAAAUGUGCUCCGUCAUGAGCGUCUGCCAUGAUGGUGGAUAUACAAAGCAACUAGGAUGGCAGCCGCUGAAAGCAUGUCUGUAAACAAUGCUGAAUUUUCUCAGUAUUGCCAUGAUUUGAAUGGUCGAGCGAAGAUUCAAUACAAAGAGAAGCUAGAUAUGUGUGGUUUUGACCCAUAUUAUUUAAAAAAAAUCAGACUUUUCUGAAGAUAAGAUGCUUCUACUGACCAUCGAGUACCCAGUUUUCGUGUUCUAUCUGAUUUGGUUGCCGAAGUGUCAAGUCUGACCUUGGAUGAAACAUAGCCCAUUUUCUGAGUGGGUGCCCAGUCUAGAUUGUUUCUAUUGUAUAAUUUUGUUGGCGCUCCUAGAAGCGAAAUGUUAACACGUUAAAAUUAUAACAACGACUGAGUGAACCACAACAAGAGAACACUCAUUUUAUAACAAAAUUCUAGCAACAUGAAAUAAAAUUCUUCCACGAUAUUAUUGAGAAAGCUUUUGAAUCUCACCUGAGAUAAAAUGGUUCCUGCAAACACGAGCUGUUUUGGUUUUAGCCUCUGUUAGAUUAGGCCUGCCGAUGUUGUUCAGCUGUGCUCAUCCCCUCUCCAUACUUCCUCGCCUUCUUUCCGAAUCAUGGACAGAAUUCUAAAAAAUCGGCUCGUACCAUGGUCACGAGUACUGUUGUGACCACAACCAUAUACAGCACAAAGAUAUGGCAUAGCUAAAAGAACGCUUAAAGAAAGUUGCGCAUGCGUGACUAUGUUUUGAUAAGAAUGUCGCUUGACCUCGCAUUUGUAUAUCCACCAACAUGGCUGACAUCCGGGUUUCUAUUUUGCUUUGACAUCACUUGCAAGUCAAGGAUAGUUCUAACCAGUUUAGCCAUUGUUAACAAUACCAGUUGAUAGCAAUGAAUUACACGGUAUUUUGCACAUACAAACACCAUAGCAACAUGCCCACAGAUAGAAGUUACACAGUACUGUGUGUAUGACUGGUUUAAUGAAACAGAAGUGCUAAUAAACAGUAUAUUACUACAGCUUUCACUACUGUUAAUGCACACAGCAGCCAUUUUGGAUUUUGACAUUGGGUAUGGUGAGGUUCCUCUGACUUUUCAAGUUGGAAAUCCAACUUCAGGAGGCAUUCCAGUUGAUAAUUCCGACUGAGAACGCGGAAGUCCUGACUUCCCAGCAAAAAUGAAACACAGCAUAUUAUACCUACUGCUCUACCAUUCAAAUACCUAUGUGUAUACACACACACACACACACAAAAUAUCUCAUCUCAUCUCAUCUCAUUAUCUGUAGCCGCUUUGUCCUUCUACAGGGUCGCAGGCA